This is a messenger RNA of Colletotrichum lupini, 1554 nucleotides long. RefSeq lists its product as uncharacterized. The record is from RefSeq and is a predicted model, not a curated record. Lineage: Eukaryota; Fungi; Ascomycota; Sordariomycetes; Glomerellales; Glomerellaceae. The coding region runs from base 1 to 1554 and encodes 517 amino acids. The transcript has 18 exons.
AUGUCGAAGGCAGGCAGGCCAAAGUGGCAGGCCAGGCCUGGCCCCAAAGUUACCCAAGGCCCCAAGGCACUCCCCUCAUCACACGCUCCUCUCAUGCUCAUGCUGCUCAUCUCAGUGACUGCCACACUUGCUGCCCCUCUUAUGCAGCCUGGACGGAUGAGAAUGAAAGAGGGGCAAGGUCAGCCUUCCUUGCGCUUGAAUGAGAGAUGGUCGCUGGUUGCACCGUACGAGCGCUCUUUGCAUGCCCAUAAUCCGCGUAUUGUUACCCGGUUUGGCAGAACCAUAAUACUGCCCAAUUUGGGCAAAUGCGGCCGCCACGUAAUUUUGGCGGCUAGAUACGGAACACUAGCAGGGUUGGCACGGGCUAACGCAAGCUCGAACGGCGUGAGUUUCUACGGUAACCCUGUGUUAGGAAGUCUCGGCUACAUAUGCCUCAGUUUCGUACCCCGCGAUCCCGGCCUGACCACUGUGUGGUCCCUUCGCACUGCUGGUAUCAUUGGCGGAACACCGACACUCGAGGAUGGCUCUCAGAAAGCUUCCCGUGUCAUGCCCACCUGCUACCCAAGGGCACAGGUACGCAAGCUGAUAAACAGCCCUGUCGGAGAUGCCAUCAAAGUAGGUUUAAACCGAACCGAGGCUUGGACGGCCCCUCCAGAUCGACAGCGUCCCCCUCAUCCAAAGGCAAACCCCAUUCACGAAAGAGAGAAGACCAAAAUGACAAAAAAGCCUAGAUCAUCGGCUCCUUUCAUUUCACUUUCGAGUUUCGGAAACGCAUUUAGCCAUGCUCAUCCAGGCGAACCAGAGCAGAGGAUUGGUUCGUUCCAUCGAGAUGCACCUCCGGUCCGGUCAGAUCUGCCGCGUUCAAUCUCGGCCAGUCUUCCCUUUCAGGUUGGUGACCGGAUGAACCCGGUCACCCAUUUCAACCGACGGCCACUUCGCUUCGUACUUUGCUUCGCCGGCAACCCUUCCCUUAUCCGCGACGCUUGCACAACUGCCAAGAAACUUGCCCUGGCCUGCUGUGGCCUGCUGGUCUUCCGCACGUCGUUCAAUUCGAUGGUCUUCGCUUCCAUUACGCAACGAACGCGCAACGAAUUGGACGGGCUUCCUCGCGGACCUCGUGGGCUCCAGGCGCAUAGUCCGCAGGCUUGUCACCCGAGAAAUGAAGCGGCGAUGGUCGCGACCUUCCCGAAACAGCUUCAUGGGCGGACGCCGGGAAAACAUGACGGCGCCAUUGCAUCUCUGCAAAUUCUCUACCGGACCACUGGCCUCUUCGAGGCCGCACCUGCGACCCAAGACGCUAGAACGGCAUCGGAGACGUGGCAUCGACAAGCGUUGCGAGUCCCGCUGAUUGCUGUAGCCAAACAGGCAUCGGAUGUGAAAGAUCUUGUGGGCUACUGGAAAGUAUUUGCCGCUUCUCUUGGCUCUGAGUUCCGCAUAUGGUGCCGAGAGCAAUUCUCGUCCAUCCUAGGUAAGCACAAUGCGAUAGUCAGCUUGAGCGCCAGAUAUCUCCAAGCUUCCGCAUAUGCUUCCAACAGCAAAUGGCGGUACUUUUAG